AUGACCGUCCAGCAUGUUGAUAUUCAGGACCCCGAAGACGUGGGGCAGCGGAUUGAUAAUUUUCUGCUGCGAACAUUGAAGGGGGUGCCGCGACAGUACGUGUAUCGAAUUCUGCGCCGCGGUGAGGUGCGAGUGAAUGGGGGGCGCAUCAAGGCCAGUUACCGUAUGAAACUCCAUGACACCGUACGUAUCCCGCCGACACGUUCGCGCCAGGACUUGCCCGUUGAGUAUUCUGCGGACAUUGAGGAAACGCUUAAAGCCAGCGUUAUUUUUGAAGAUGCGGACUUUCUCGUUCUAAAUAAACCCGCCGGGAUCGCUGUUCAUGGCGGCUCCUCCAUUCGAUCGGGUGUUGUCGAGAUUUUGCGUGAUGUGUACGCCAACCCGCGUCUGGAACUGGUGCAUCGUCUGGAUCGUGAUACCUCAGGAUGCCUGGCAUUGGCGAAGAAGCGCAGUGCUCUGCAGGUCGCGCAAGCCGCAUUUCGCGAGCGUCGCGUGAAAAAGAUUUAUGAACUGUAUGUUCACGGUCACUGGCCGCAGUCCAAUCGGGUGGUGCAGCUCAAGCUGGAACGCUACGAGACGGCCUGGGGCGAGCGCAGAGUCAGGGUCAGUGCCGCCGGCGCUCAGGCUCGUACGGAUUUCGAAGUAUUGGAGCGCGCAGGCGAUCGGGCAACACGUUUGCAGGCGACGCUGCACACCGGGAGGACACAUCAGAUCAGAGUCCAUACCAGUGCCAGCGGUCAUGGCAUCAUGGGCGACGAUAAAUACGCUGCCGCGCAGCCUGAACAUCAACAGCCUGAAAAUACUUGUAACGGGGUUGGCCGGAUGGAGAAUAUUCCCAGACUGUGUCUGCACGCGCGUAAAUUAACGAUCCCCCUCGGUGCUGACGCCCUUAGAGUAGUUGCGCCGGUGGAGGCAUCGAUGGCUCAAUUCUGGGCGUCAUGCGUGGCCGAUGAUGUCCCAGCCCAGGGACCUGAGAAACCCCGCGGUGGCAAUCAGCGGUAA
Symbiodinium necroappetens is the source of this 1002-nucleotide messenger RNA. Lineage: Eukaryota; Dinophyceae; Suessiales; Symbiodiniaceae. The record is from the annotation of a GenBank genome assembly.